AAUUUAGCCAUAAGAUUUCUCUAGUUAGAUUCUAAAAUUUAGUUUAGUUUCUUUGAGUUAGCUUUAAGGAAUAGACUAAAAUAAGUUUAAUAUCAUGGAAGACGUGUUGAAUAUUUUAAAUAAGAAAUUAAUCUCAACGAAUAAUCAUAAAAAAUGUGUUGAAGAAUAUUCUUUAUUAAAAACUGAUCAAGAACGAAUAAUCUUUACUUUAAAUCUUCUUCAAACAUAUAAUAUUUCAAAGAAUUUUAAAUGUAAUGAAGAAAAAAGUGUUUGUAAAUCAAGAGAAUUUAACGAUAAGGGGAAUAAACUUUUAUUAACACCAACUUCGGAAUUAAAUUUGGAUUGUAUUAUUGAUUUUUAUACAAAAAGUGUAGCCUAUGCACCUCUAGCCUCACAAGAGUUAGCUUUUGCUUAUGCAAAUAGGUCAACGGCAUUGUUUAAAGCUGGAUUAUAUGAAGAUUGUAUCGUAGAUAUUAAUCGAGCAUUGGAUUUAGAUUAUCCUAAUAAAUGGAAAGCUAAACUUUUAUCUCGAAAAGUUCGAUGUUUGGUGAUUUUAACAUCUGAUUCAAUGCCAAAAACAUCAAAUGAGUUUAUAAAAAUCAAAGAACCAUCAAUAGAAUUAUUAGAAAUACAAAAAACUAUUGAACAAACUCGAAAAUGGCUUAUAGAAAUGGAUCCGAAUGAUACUAGUAGAAAAAUAGUAGAAAAAACAAUCAAUGAUCCAUUAACGAUAGCAACUUCUGUUAGAAAACCCUUUAAAAAAUUACCUGAUGAACGUAACUGUCCAGAUAUUAUUAAAAAUAAUCCAGAAAUACCAGGAGCUUCAUCAGCAGUUGAAAUAAAAUAUUCAGAAGAUUUUGGGAAACAUGUUAUAGCAACUAGAGAUAUCAAGCCAGGAGAAAUCUUGGCCAUUCAAGAAUCUUAUGCAUCUGUUUUAGUUUUAGAAAAAUUUUAUACUCAUUGCUGGAAUUGUUUGAAACAAACUUGGACAGGAAUUGGUUGUAAAAAUUGCGUAAAUGUUGUUUUUUGUUCUGAAUUGUGUAGAAAAGUAGCUUGGCGUGAGUAUCAUGAUUUAGAAUGUGGAUUAAUAGGUCUUUUAAUUGAUUUAGGAAUAAAUAACUUAGGGAUAUUAGCAUUGAGAUUAGCCAUAAAAGCAUUCAAAGAAGCUAGAAACCUACAAGUCUUAAAAAAAUUAGUCACGGAGAUUGAUUCAAAGUCAGAUAGAAGAACGCAAGGUUUUACAAAUAAUAUUUUAGAUGAUACAAAGUACGCAAGUAUUUAUACCCUGGCGAAAAAUACUAGCAAAAGGUCAGUUCCAGAUCUUUUCGGAAGAUCACUCAAUGCUUCUUUCAUUCUUUAUAUUCUCGCAAAAAAUACCAAAAUAUUUGGAGACAAAUUUAGUGAUGAUUGGGGAGUCUUGAAAAAUGAUGAAGAAGCAACCUUUUUAGGAGGUUUAAUAAUGCGACAUUUACAAAUAAUUCCAAGUAAUGUUCACAGUGUGACAGAGGAAAAUUUACAAACAAAAGAACCAGUUGAAAGGGCUGCUGCAAUGAUGCCUUUUUAUAGUCUUUUUAAUCACAGUUGUAAUCCUAUGGUGGAACGACUGUCAUUUGGCAAUAAAAUAAUACUUGUUGCUGUAUCUCGGAUAGCCAAAAAUCAACAAAUAUUCGACAAUUAUGGCUUCCAUUAUGCUAUAACUCCAAAAGAAUUAAGAACACAAAAAUUAAAACAACAAUAUUAUUUUGAUUGCUGUUGUGAGGCUUGCGAAAACAAUUGGCCUCUCUACGGACAUUUUGGUUCUUACAUUGAUCAAAAAUUGCGAAAAGAAGUUAAGAAAAAAAUUAGCAAUGCUUUGAAAAAGUUCGAUGGUAUUUACGCAUAUGCUAGUAAAGGUGAAGUCGAAAGUGAUGAUAGUUUAAAAGCAAUGAAAAAUUUGAUACAAAUGUUAGAAAUUCUGUAUGAAUGUGUUUCUUUGCCAUGUAUAGAAGUAAAUAAGGUACUUGAAACUUGGAAAAGAAUUUACUCUUUACGAGGAAAUCGAUUAUUAUCAAUUAAUUAAUUUCUAUGAAUAAAUAUUGUUGAUUU
This is a messenger RNA of Chelonus insularis, 2085 nucleotides long. Its product is annotated as SET and MYND domain-containing protein 4-like. Gene Ontology annotation, molecular function: histone deacetylase binding. Lineage: Eukaryota; Metazoa; Arthropoda; Insecta; Hymenoptera; Braconidae. The record is from RefSeq and is a predicted model, not a curated record. The transcript is spliced from 5 exons. Bases 95 to 2059 code for a protein of 654 amino acids. Gene Ontology annotation, cellular component: nucleus; cytoplasm.